Molecule: messenger RNA, 369 nt
Organism: Staurois parvus
Lineage: Eukaryota; Metazoa; Chordata; Amphibia; Anura; Ranidae
Source: the annotation of a GenBank genome assembly
GCACUGGUAGGUUGCACUGAUGGGCAUUGACUGGCAUCACUGAUGGGCACUGAAAGGCAGCACUGACUGGCAUUGAUAGGUGGCACUGACUGGCACUGAUGGGUGACAUUGAAAGGCAGCUCAGAUGGGCACUGAUAUGUGGCAUUGAUGUGCACUGGUAUGCACUGAUAUGUGGCAUUGAUGUGGCACUGAUGUGGCACUGGCACAUGGCACUGAUGGACACUGACAGGUGGCACUUCUGGGGCCACACUGAUCAUCAGGGCAAACUGAUCAUCAGUGCCCUGGAUCAUAGUGAGAGAAAUGCCGAUAACCGGCAUUUCCGUGUUUACAUGUGAUCAGCUGUGAUUGGACACAGCUGAUCACAUGACC